Messenger RNA from Scheffersomyces amazonensis, 1625 nucleotides. RefSeq lists its product as uncharacterized. NCBI's taxonomy places the organism in Eukaryota, Fungi, Ascomycota, Pichiomycetes, Serinales, Debaryomycetaceae. Gene Ontology annotation, molecular function: oxidoreductase activity, acting on paired donors, with incorporation or reduction of molecular oxygen; monooxygenase activity. The transcript has a single exon. The record is from RefSeq and is a predicted model, not a curated record. The coding region runs from base 28 to 1539 and encodes 503 amino acids.
AUUAAACAAAUAGUAAUAACUAUAAAGAUGACUCAACCUAAAGAAAAGAAAAGAAUUAUCCUUAAUGCUUUCGAUAUGGCAUGUAGUGGAUUACAAGCUCCAGGUCUUUGGAAGCAUCCUGAUGAUAAGUCUAGAAAUUAUAAUACCAUUGAAUAUUGGACUUACUUAGCACAAUUAUUGGAAAAGGGGAAAUUCAAUGCUAUUUUCAUUGCUGAUGUAUUAGGUGGUUAUGACGUCUAUAAUGGUCCAAGAAAUUUAGAUGCAGCUGCUAGAUCUGGAGCUCAAUGGCCAGUCAAUGAACCUAGUGCGGUUGUUAGUGCUAUGGCUGCUGUUACUAAGAAAUUGGCUUUUGGUGUAACUUUCAGUACUAUUAGUGAAGCACCAUACCAUUUUGCUAGAAGAAUAGCUACUCUUGAUCAUUUAACCAAAGGUAGAAUUGGUUGGAAUGUUGUCAAUUCAUACUUAGAUUCAGCCGCUAGAAAUCUUUUGAAUGGUGGUCCAUUACCAAAUCACGAUGAAAGAUAUGGUAGAGCAGAAGAAUUCGUUCAAGUUGUUUAUCGUUUAUUAUUAUCAAGUUGGGCUGAUGAUGCUGUUGAAUUAAAUAAAAAAACUGGCGUUUUCACCAAUCCUGAUAAGAUUAGAGAGAUCAAUUAUGAAGGUAAGUAUUAUAAUGUUCCAGGGCCAAGUAUCACUGAACCUUCUCCACAAAGAUUACCAGUUAUUUUACAAGCAGGUACUUCAAAACAAGGAAAAGAAUUUGCUGCUAAAAAUGCAGAAGUUGUAUUCAUCACAACUUUUAGUCCAGAAAGUUUAGCUAUUCAAAUUAACGAUGUUAAGAAAAUUGCCAAAGAAAAAUAUGGCAGGGAAGACGGUUCAAUUAAAUUCUUGCAAUUGAUUACUACAGUUAUUGGGCAAACACAUGAAGAAGCUGAAGCAAAAUAUAAAGAGUAUAAACUGUAUGGAGAUUUAGAAGGUGCGCAAGCAUUAUUUAGUGGUUGGACUGGUUUUGAUAUUGGAGAAUAUGGUUAUGACGAUUUAUUAAAGGAUGUAGGCUCAAAUGCUGUCAAAGGAUUCGUUGACCUUUGGACAAAAGUUAGUCCAGGAGAACCACAAGAUGUCAGAAAGACCAGAGAAUAUGUUGCUAGACAGAUUACUGUAGGAGGUUUAGGUCCAGUAUUAUAUGGUACUGCAUCAGAAGUUGCCGAUGAAAUCGAAAGAUGGGUUGAUGUCAGUGGAGUUGAUGGAUUUAACAUUACUUAUGCUGUCAAUCCUCAAAGUUUCGAAGAUGUUGUUGAAUUCUUGGUACCCGAAUUACAAGAGCGUGGACUUGUUUGGAAUGAUUAUCCAGAGAAGAAAGAUUUAACAUUUAGAGAACAAUUGUUUGGAGAGGAAAGAGACGAAGAUGAUGAACCAGAUGCUAGAUUUGUUAAGAAAUCUCACAUUGCCAAUGGUUUAAGAUGGAAAUCCGGAGUCAGCAAAGAACAAUUUGAAAAAGACUUGGCAGUAGAAGAAGCUCACCAGAAGGAAAUUGAUAAUUGAACUAAAAUACAAUGAACUUAAACUCACUUAAAUAUUUGUAUGUAUUUAAAAUUUACUUUGUGUUCUUUUGUACGCCUUUUUUGUAU